Molecule: messenger RNA, 1860 nt
Organism: Rhinichthys klamathensis goyatoka
Lineage: Eukaryota; Metazoa; Chordata; Actinopteri; Cypriniformes; Leuciscidae
Product: prenylcysteine oxidase-like
Exons: 6
Coding region: 130-1620 (496 amino acids)
Biological process (GO): prenylated protein catabolic process; prenylcysteine catabolic process
Molecular function (GO): prenylcysteine oxidase activity
Source: RefSeq, a predicted model, not a curated record
UCCUUUCUAUUACAAAGCUGAGAAGAAAUGCAUAAAGGCUCGUGCAUUCAUUUAACAACUGUUAGCUUGAGCGCACGUGCAUCCUCUGUUCAUUGGAAGUAACGUUAGUCUCGGUUGUUAUAAACAAACAUGAAUCAGUAUCUGCUUGUUCUUCUUUCUUUUGUGCAUGUAUUGUCGGAUUCGGAUUUUGCUAAACAAGAUGGUGCCCCGCCUUCUAAAAUAGCUGUUGUUGGAGCCGGAAUCGGAGGAACCGCUACAGCUCAUUUCCUUAGGCAACACUUCGGGCCAGAAGUGAGAAUUGAUGUAUUUGAGAAAGGCUCAGUCGGUGGUCGACUGGCAACUGUUACCGUAAACCAGCAAGACUACGAGUCCGGGGGAUCCAUCAUCCAUUCCCUCAACCUGCACAUGCAAGACUUUGUCCAGCAACUGGGGCUGAAGUACCGUAAGAGCGUGGCUGGGAAAACAGCCGUGUUUAAUGGAGAGGAGUUUAUCCUGGAGGAGACUGACUGGUACCUGCUGGAUCUGUUUCGCCUGUGGUGGCGCUACGGGAUCAGCUUCAUCCGCCUGCAGAUGUGGGUGGAGGAGAUCAUGGAGAAGUUCAUGAGGAUCUAUAAAUACCAGGCCCAUGGCUACGCCUUCAGCUCGGUGGAGGAGCUGCUGCACUCUCUGGGCGGUUCAGGCUUUAUCAACAUGACCCGCCGCUCUCUCUCCGAAUCUCUGCUCGAGCUGGGCGUCUCCCAGCGCUUCAUUGAUGAGGUCAUCGCCCCCAUCAUGAGGGUCAACUACGGCCAGAACAUCAGCAUCCCUGCGUUUGUCGGUGCCGUGUCUCUCGCUGGUGCACAGGCCAAUCUCUGGGCCGUGGAGGGAGGAAACAAGCUGGUUUGCUCAGGACUGCUUAAACUAGCAAAAGCUAAUCUCAUCCAGAGUCCAGUUACAACCAUUAGCCUACGAUCAACAGGAGAUUACCACCAGUAUGAGCUCACCUACGACUCUCAAAAUGAAAAGACAUCGGAGCUCUACGAUAUUGUAGUGGUAGCAACGCCUCUCCAACAAAACGUCAACUCCGGCAUCUCAUUCCAGGGCUUUGAGCCACAACUCCCAGAAAUGACGGGCUCCUACCACCAAACCGUGGCCUCCAUCAUCCACGGCUACCUAAACUGCACCUACUUCGGCUUCCCCGACCCAAAGCUUUUCCCGUUUUCAAGCAUCCUUACCACAGACACUCCCGGACUGGUCUUCAACAGCGCUGCCAGCGUGUGUCCCGUCAACAUAACCUCCGGCUUCCGCAGGAAACAGCCUCAGGAGGCCGGGGUUUACAAGGUGUUUUCCCCAGUGCCUCUGGGGAAGAAUGAGCUGAAGACCCUUUUUAAGUCCUAUUACUCCGUGCAGGUCACGGAUUGGUUGGCGUACCCUAGUUAUGGAAGCACACAGGGUUUGCCACCGGUGGAGCUGCACGAUAACUUGUACUUCCUCAACGGAAUCGAAUGGGCUGGAAGUGCGAUGGAAAUGAGCUCGGUGGCGGCUAAGAAUAUAGCACUGUUAGCAUACCACCGCUGGAACAGACAACUGGAGAUGAUUGACCAGAAAGACCUCAUGCACAAAGUGAAGACAGAACUGUGACACAUUCAUCACAUGUCGUUAUAAAGACACUCUGGAAUUUAACAAGGAGGAUUAAACUUCCACAACAGCCACACAACACGGCGCAUGUCUCGGUUUUACUAUUUUGAUGCAAAAACAGUUGCAUGUCUGCCAGAUGUUUGGCGAACACGAACAGGAGUGUGGUCUCGGGCGAAACGCUUGAUCUUUAAUGUGUGGGACGUCUUCUCCAUGACUGACCGACUUCAUGGGUCAGUCAUGAAG